Molecule: messenger RNA, 1554 nt
Organism: Trypanosoma cruzi
Lineage: Eukaryota; Euglenozoa; Kinetoplastea; Trypanosomatida; Trypanosomatidae
Exons: 1
Coding region: 1-1554 (517 amino acids)
Source: RefSeq, a predicted model, not a curated record
AUGUGUAGUUUUUUUUUGAUGAUGACUGGGUUUUUAGAGACAUCUUUUUAUCUGUUUCUUUUGUUUUUUUUGUUUGGCUGGAGCAUUUUUCAUGUGAAUGCUCUAGCAGAGGAUGGGGAUAUGCUCGUCCACUCGCGGAAUGCUACCGUUGGCGAAUUUCCAAGCGGUGUAAGCUUAUGCCCCAGGACUGCACCGAUAUAUUGUGCCUUUCCGGGAAUGUUGGGCUACUAUUGCGUGCGUGCCGGAGAAAAGUGCUGCAACGCUUUUGAAGGGGGUGGAAUUGGAUGUCAACAGGGGGAGAUGUGCUGUCCAGGGGUUUACAAAGCAUCCUGUUGUGGAUUUUCGGAAACUUGUGGCAUUGAUGCGAGUAAUCGAUCUCUGUGUGUAAAGGAUCGUUGUGCCGUUCACUCUGAUGUUGAUAGUUGUUUGACUGACCAAGGUGAAAUGGGGUGUCGUUGGUGUUGCGCAGAGAGGCGUUGUGUUUCUUCAGUACAUCAAUGCAUCAAUGAAAAACCUAUUACUAGAGGCGAAAUGUGCUAUUCGCCAUGUCAAUACGCUGAUACUUGUCGUCGAUGCCUUAGAGGCGCCAUAAGUAAUAAUAGCCAUAGCGUUUCAUGUGUGUGGUGCUGUAGCACCCAGAGUUGCAUUCCCAGAUCAGAAAUAUCCAAUUGCGCACAAGACCAGUUCUUCUUGAAGUUGGUAGAUUGCGACGAAUGUCUAGAAGGAGGCCGUGGUGUUUUAUUUUGGCUACAAUAUGCUGCAAUCUCUUCCCUUCCGUCAGCUGUCAUUGUGUUACUUGUUGGAGCUGCUACCAUCGGUCUCGCUCUGCCCUAUGCGAUGCGCUGUUCGAUACUGAGACGUCAACAGCCUGAUGUGGACGAUGCUCGCAUCCAUGCACCAGAAACAAGAGGUUCAUCGGUGCGUCGUCAUGGAUUCAAUAAUUGUGAUGGAGCAGUGCGCCGGUGGUGGAUGAGGGGUCGCAGUGCCAAAAACACUUUAUCGCAUGACGAAUUGGGUUAUAAUCGUGUGAUUUCUUGCUCUUCUUGUCACUGCAUAUUGCACGUGCAAAGGCUCGUCAAGGAAAUAUUAGGUGGCGUAUCAAAAUUACCCCGGGAGAGACAAGAAUCAAAUAUGAACCGUGUGCUUCCCAGUGCCGUUGAUGCCACUUCCAUUCCUCAGCGCGAUGUUUUUCUUGGUAACGGUGGUGAUAAUAACAAUAAGGAUGAUGAUGAUGACGAUGCUGUUGUUAUUUUAUUACCAUGUAAUCAUUUAUUCUGUUACCCUUGCAUGGGGUUGGACUCUAGUCGAAGGGUUCGCGGCUCACGCAGCAAAGAUUUAAUUUUUCAGUCAGGUGGUAAGGCUGGGGUCGAGGCAAAAUGUCGUGAUAUAUCCUCUGAAUUUCUUGAAAAGGAUAAAUCUCAGAGUCAAGGGCAAUUGAAGGAAACGAAAAUGACAGAAGAAAUGAUUGUUAUGGCACACUGUCGUGGUGUGUGUCCUCGGUGUGGCCGUGGGGUGAAGGACAACAUACUCAUUGAACACAUCGUCCGACUUUAG